AAUACAUCCGCCACCAUUAUCAUCUUCUACAUUUCUCAAACUAUUUAAAUACACAAUAUAAAUAUCAUACAUAUAUAUACACAAACAUAUACUGAUAUACAUACACAUCAUCAUCAUCAUCAUCAUCAUCUUAAAGAAGCUAUGAACCAAUACGAUCAACACCACCAAGUUGCAGCUGCAUAUCCAGCACCUCCAACUUCGUAUCCAGAUACCUAUAAUGGCGGUCAAUACGUAACGGCACCACCACCAAUUGGUUACCCUGCGAAAGAUGGUAACCAAAACGGGCAGGCACCGGUUGAGACAACUAGUCGAGGAGACGGGUUUUUUAGAGGAUGUCUUGCUGGAAUGUGCUGCUGCUGCUGCCUGGACAUGUGUUUCUGAUGGAACACAUAUAUAUAUAUAUGUAACAAACAAACAUUCUAGGAUUGCAUAUUAUUUCAGAUUGGUUGUAUUAUUCAUUCAUCUAUUGUAUACUAGAGCUUGAUUUUAUUUUUAAUGGAUUCAUAUUUUCAUAUAC
Molecule: messenger RNA, 517 nt
Organism: Erythranthe guttata (spotted monkey flower)
Lineage: Eukaryota; Viridiplantae; Streptophyta; Magnoliopsida; Lamiales; Phrymaceae
Product: protein CYSTEINE-RICH TRANSMEMBRANE MODULE 4
Cellular component (GO): plasma membrane
Source: RefSeq, a predicted model, not a curated record